Molecule: messenger RNA, 789 nt
Organism: Temnothorax curvispinosus
Lineage: Eukaryota; Metazoa; Arthropoda; Insecta; Hymenoptera; Formicidae
Product: replication protein A 70 kDa DNA-binding subunit-like
Exons: 5
Coding region: 134-757 (207 amino acids)
Biological process (GO): DNA replication
Cellular component (GO): nucleus
Molecular function (GO): DNA binding
Source: RefSeq, a predicted model, not a curated record
UCGACAUUGGUCGACAUCGGUGUCAACUGUUCGGCACAGUUCGGCGGGAAACAGAGACCGGAGAGGAACCUUUUUUUUGUUGGAUAAACAAUCGGUAGGACUUUUCUCACCACGCCGAAAAUAAACCGCAGUCAUGCCCGUCAUGUACAAUUUAACGGAAGGAGCAUUGGAGAGAAUCAUGCAGGGCACAGACGUCGAAAAACCGGUGCUUCAAAUAUUAGGUUAUAAACAACUACCGAAGAAGACCAUUAAUAUAAAGUAUAGUGUCGCUACCGAUCGCUACAGAUUGAUAGUGUCCGAUGGACAGAGGUUAAGCUCGUUCACCAUGUUAUCAACUCAAUUAAAUAAUCUUAUCACGGAUGAUAUUUUGAACGAGUAUGCAAUCUGCAGAAUAUUAAACUAUCACUUGGCUUCAGUGAACAACGGUGGCAAAGAAAAACGCGUGAUGCUGAUAUUGGGUAUCGAGGUGUUGGUUUCUGGCAGUGAAGUUGGGUACAAGAUAGGCAAUCCAAUUGAUACAGACAUUAAAUCAGAUGCUGAACCCACAUCUACAUCCACAGCUGCAAGUUCUCUUUUUCCAACUAAUGGUGCAGCAGAAGAGGGUGCCAUAUACCGCGUUUACGCAAGCAACGCGAAGGAGACAGUUUCUCGUUUCUUUAUGCAAACUAUUAUUAUAACUAUUAUUAUAACUAUUAUUAUAACUAUUAUUUGCAAGAAUAUAUAUGAUGAUUACUAUGUACAGUCUGCAUCUUUGUAAAGCAAAUCAUAUCUAAGUUAUAAUUAUAAAUA